CAUUUAAGUACGCGUUGGGUUAGAAAAUCUAUCGUAAUCUUCAAAUUGGAGAUAAAUAAUUGAUCGUGGCGCCACAUUUGUUAUCCUUCAAACAGUUUUGAAAGGCUAAUGAAAGUCAUGAUAUUUCGAUAUUACAAGCAGCCUGGUGUAAGCAGAGGGGGUUUACUUGCAGCAGAGAGGAAGAUAAGAUUGGUGGUGGAAAAUUUAGACACAAUUCAGACAGAGUUAUGUUACUAUAUCCAAACUACUCAAGGUUUAGAAGCAGAUAAUAGAGAAAAGCUUGAAUGGAUUCUGUCUACACCAUUUCAAAAGAAGGGGUUGUCACAGGAGACAUCUUUACAAGACAAUGAAUCAUCAUUACUGAUCGAAAUAGGUCCAAGGUUAAACUUUUCUACACCCAUGUCUACAAAUGCAGUGUCUAUUUGUAAAUCAGUUGGUUUAUCAAAGGUAACAAGAAUUGAAUCAUCUGUACGAUACCUGAUCAGUUUCCAUGGUAACAAGCCUUCAGAUGAUCUAGAAGACAGACUGGUACACUGUUUGCAUGAUAAGAUGACACAGUGUAGAUAUUUGAAACCAGUCGAAACUUUUGAGCUUGACAUCAAUUCUGAGCCAGUCUAUGAUGUAGAUAUAAUAGGGAAAGGACGUUCUGCUUUAGAAAAAGCAAACAAAGACCUAGGUCUAGCUUUUGAUAACUGGGACCUUGAUUUCUAUACUAAACUGUUUGAGGAGAAAGUCAAGAGGAAUCCAACUAGUGUAGAAUGUUUUGACCUUGCACAAUCUAAUAGUGAGCACAGUCGUCACUGGUUUUUCCGUGGGAAGUUGAUAAUUGAUGAUAUAGAAGAGGAUGGUUCCCUGUUUAAGAUGAUCAUGGCAACACAGGAUCAUAGUAAUGGUAAUAAUGUCAUCAAGUUCAACGACAAUAGCAGUGGUAUACAAGGCUAUGAUGUGAUGGUGUUUAAACCUUCAGAUCCGGCAGCUCCAAGUAAAAUGAUAGAGAUGAAUAAAGAAAAGAGACAUAUCAUCUUUACUGCUGAAACUCACAAUUUUCCAACCGGGGUAGCCCCGUUUCCAGGGGCAACAACAGGGACAGGGGGUAGAAUCAGAGAUGUACAUUGUACAGGGAGAGGAGCACAUGUUGUGGCAGGAACUGCAGGGUACUGUUUUGGAAAUCUUAAUAUUCCAGGCUAUGCUCAACCCUGGGAAGACAGUUCUUUUGAAUACCCGACCAACUUUGCAUCACCAUUAGAGAUAGCUAUUGAAGCAAGUAAUGGGGCAUCAGACUACGGUAACAAGUUCGGAGAGCCGGUCCUUGCAGGGUUUGCACGAUCAUUUGGUAUGGAGGUGGUGCCAGGUGAUAGAAGAGAGUAUAUAAAACCCAUCAUGUUUAGUGGGGGAAUAGGUCAGCUGGAAGGCUCACAUGUUAACAAGCAAAUUCCAGUGAAAGGUAUGGAAGUUGCGAAAGUUGGUGGCCCAGUGUAUCGUAUUGGUGUAGGAGGUGGGGCAGCCUCUUCUGUACAAGUUCAAGGUGACAAUAAAUCGGAGUUGGAUUUUGGGGCCGUCCAGCGUGGUGAUGCUGAAAUGGAACAAAAACUGAACAGGUUAAUCAGAGCGUGUGUGGAGAUGGGAAAUGACAAUCCUAUAGCUAGUAUACAUGAUCAAGGGGCUGGCGGAAAUGGUAAUGUGUUAAAAGAGAUAGUAGAGCCAGCAGGUGCUGUUAUACGAGCUUCUGACUUCCAGCUAGGAGAUCCAACCAUCAGUAUCCUCGAGCUGUGGGGGGCCGAGUAUCAGGAGACCAAUGCUAUACUGCUGGCCAGAGAGCACAUGCAAGUAUUGGAGAAAGUUGGGCAGAGGGAACGCUGUCCUGUUUCAUUUGUUGGAACAGUUACAGGGGAUGGAAAGAUCUGUUUAGAAGAUUUUAAUAGAAAGGGAAAAGAAAAAGCUUCAGAUGUUAUAGGUAAUGCUGCAAAGAAACAGAAAUUGGAUGAUGGUAAAGUUGCUGAUGUGAACAGUGAUGACAGCUGUACAGCCAAUGAAAAAGUUGAUGAUGGUCAUGUGACUGAAAAAUCAGCCAAUGAUAUUUUGGCAAAUGGUCAUGAUUCUGACAAAACAACCAAUGGUGAUAUAGCAAAUGGUCAUGUGAUGAAUGGGGCAACCAAUGGUGAUUUAGCAAAUGGUCAUGUGAUAAAUGGGACAGCCAAUGGAGAGUGUUUUACAAAUGCAAGUGGGGACCACAGAAGAUACCCUGUAGACUUGGAACUAGAACAUGUUCUUGGUAAAAUGCCUCAAAAGGUCUUUCAUCUGAAACAUGAGCCAUUACCCCUACAGCCUAUGUGUAUAUCUCCAGACUUGAGUGUGAGAGAAGUUCUAGAACGUGUCCUCCGACUGCCUUCUGUAGCUAGCAAAAGAUACCUUACAAAUAAGGUAGAUAGAUGUGUAACAGGUCUGGUUGCCCAGCAACAGUGUGUUGGUCCCCUGCACAUACCUCUAGCAGAUGUUGCCGUAACAGCCCUGUCAUACAUGGAGAAACGUGGUUCAGCCACGUCCAUUGGAGAACAACCAAUCAAAGGCUUGAUAGACCCAGCAUGUGGAGCCAGGAUGGCUGUAGGAGAGGCUUUAACAAAUCUAGUCUUUGCUAAAGUGUCUGAUCUCAAAGAUGUGAAAUGUAGUGGUAACUGGAUGUGGUCGGCCAAGUUGCAGGGUGAGGGUGCUAAUCUAGUGGAUGCAUGUAAAGCCAUGUGUAAUGUGAUGGAGAGACUUGGUAUUGCAAUAGAUGGAGGGAAGGACUCUCUCAGCAUGGCUGCUCGAGUUGGUGAUAACACAGUUAAAGCUCCAGGUACUCUGGUGAUCUCAACGUAUGUGACUUGUCCAGAUAUCACACUGACCGUUACUCCAGAUCUCAAAACACCAGAUGGAAAAGGUUGUAUCUUGUAUGUUGAUAUAAGUGAUGGUAAAUGCCGCCUUGGUGGGACAGCAUUUGCUCAGUGUUACAAGCAGCUUGGUAACCAGUCACCUGAUCUUGAUCAUCCAGAAGUAUUGAAGUCAGUUUUCAACAUCACCCAGAAGCUUAUUGAAGAGAGAAAGAUUGUAUCUGGUCAUGAUAUAAGUGAUGGUGGAUUGAUAACAUGUAUACUAGAGAUGGCAUUUGCUGGAAACUGUGGCCUUGACAUUGAUAUGUCAUUUGAAUAUGGAAGUUUUAUAGAAGCUCUGUUCCAUGAAGAACUUGGAUUAGUUUUGGAAGUUAAAGAAGCAGAUGCUCAGUAUGUGGCUGAGGCAUUCACUGCAGAGAAUAUUUCUUGCAAUUUGAUUGGCCACUCUCUGAAAGGUGGCCCAGACUCUAUGAAUGACUUGACACUAUUAGGUUUUGCAGGCAAGAAGUGUCCCCGUGUGGCGGUACUUCGUGAAGAAGGUAGCAACAGUGACAGGGAGAUGGCGGCUGCACUAAAGAUGGGAGGGUUUGAGGUUUGGGACGUGAACAUGCAAGACCUGUGCUCUGGUAGUAUUACAUUGGACCGUUUCCAUGGUGUUGCUUUUGUUGGAGGUUUUAGCUAUGCAGAUGUUCUUGGUUCUGCUAAAGGUUGGGCAGCUACAGCUUUGUUCAAUCCAAGUAUCAGAGAUCAGUUUGCAGCAUUCAGACAGCGGGAAGAUACUUUUAGCUUCGGUGUUUGUAAUGGAUGCCAGCUGAUGGGAUUAUUGGGCUGGGUAUCCCCAGAUAAUGGAAACACUGGCAGUACAAGUCAAGGAUUGUUUCUUGAUCACAAUGAGUCAGAGAGAUUUGAGUGUAGAUUUGUCACUGUAAAGAUAUACGAUAGUCCAUCUAUAAUGUUGCGUGGAAUGGAGGAGACGGUCUUUGGUAUGUGGAGUGCUCAUGGAGAAGGUAAAAUGGUUUUCAAAAAUAACACAAUUUAUGAGAACCUGAAGACAAACAAAUUGAUUCCAGUAAGAUAUGUAAAUGAUGAAGGGGAGGCUACUACAAACUAUCCUUUUAACCCAAAUGGUUCUCCUGAUGGAGUUGCUGCCCUUUGUUCAGAAGAUGGCCGCCACCUGGCCAUUAUGCCUCACCCGGAGCGGUGUUUUCUGCCCUGGCAAUGCCCCUGGAUGCCUGUAGAACAUAGACAGUCUCUUGAUGUAUCACCGUGGAUGAAAAUGUUCCAGAAUGCAUUUGAUUGGAGUGUACAAGUCAUUAAUGAAUCAGCUGAGAUAUAAACUUUAAUUAGAGUUUAAUUGUUAAAAAAAAUAAUACAAAACAAAAAUUCUUGGUUGUUAGUUAACAUUUUAAUGUACUAUGUUCCUGGCUGUGUCAACAAUGUUCAAGCAGUGAAGAUGUGUUUACAAACAAAACAUUUUCUAAGAUCUACUAACUAUUUUGUUAUACAUGUAUGUUUUUGCAUGAUGAACAAUUCUAUAUGUGUAAAGCAAAUGCCAUUUUUUGAGAGCUUUUGCUGAUAUCAUUGAUCUCAUUUCUUGUUAAUACUCGUUCUUUAUUUUCAAUUUGAUGAAAUUUGUUCUUGACAUUUUGGUACUUACUUAUUGUUUUCCAAUUUUGUUUCCGCUGUUAUUCUACAAACACAUUCUUCCAGAUGUAACUCUUUCGUUUACAUAAUAUUAGUAUUAUGUUACAUAAAAUAAUUAUAUAAUAUUAAGUUUCAAAAAUAGAACUAUGUUGUUUUCUUAUUGUUAUUUUUCAUGUGGUAUUCUGUCUAUGAUUUUGAAG
This is a messenger RNA of Ruditapes philippinarum (Manila clam), 4711 nucleotides long. Its product is annotated as phosphoribosylformylglycinamidine synthase-like. The transcript has 23 exons. Gene Ontology annotation, biological process: 'de novo' IMP biosynthetic process. The record is from RefSeq and is a predicted model, not a curated record. Gene Ontology annotation, molecular function: phosphoribosylformylglycinamidine synthase activity. Bases 109 to 4203 code for a protein of 1364 amino acids. Lineage: Eukaryota; Metazoa; Mollusca; Bivalvia; Venerida; Veneridae.